AUGAUCACAGGAGGCGAGGGUUUUAUUGCAUCAUGGCUCGUUCGUCACCUCGUCCUCACUUACCCCGGAGUUUACAACGUCAUAUCAUUCGACAAGCUAGACUACUGCUCCUCCCUUAACAACACACGCGCUCUCCGCGAGAAACCCAACUUCACUUUCUACCAAGGCGAUAUCACAAGCCCAAGCGAAGUCCUAGACUGCCUUAAUCGCUAUAACAUUGACACAGUCUUCCACUUUGCAGCGCAAUCGCACGUUGAUAUCAGUUUCGGUAAUUCAUACAGUUUCACAGAGACAAACGUGUACGGCACCCAUGUCCUUCUUGAGAGUGCGAAAACAGUAGGAAUCAAGCGCUUCAUCCACAUUUCUACCGAUGAGGUUUAUGGAGAGGUUGCGCAUGGGAAUGAUGAUCUUCCUGAAGCGAGUAUUCUAUCGCCGACAAAUCCAUAUGCUGCGAGUAAGGCUGCAGCAGAGAUAUUGGUGAAUUCGUAUCAGAAGAGCUUUAAACUUCCUGUUAUUAUUGUGAGGAGUAAUAAUGUCUAUGGGCCGCAUCAGUACCCUGAGAAAAUCAUACCCAAGUUCAUCUCACUACUCCAUCGCGGUGAACCCGUGAUACUUCAUGGAGACGGGAGUCCAACACGACGCUACCUCUUCGCAGGAGAUGCCGCCGAUGCCUUUGAUACAAUCCUCCACAAAGGCGAGAUCGGCCAAAUCUACAACAUUGGCUCCAGCGACGAGAUCUCCAAUAUCGAACUCUGUCAUAUUAUUCUUACCGAGAUGGACAUUGAUGUUGAGGAUACGAACGACUUUCAGCGCUGGGUGAAACAUACUCAUGACCGCCCGUUCAAUGAUCAAAGGUACGCUGUUGAUGCUACCAAACUCAAGAUGUUAGGUUGGAAACAAAAGACAAGUUUUGAGGAGGGGCUUAAGACGACGAUUGAUUGGUAUAAGCGAUAUGGUGAUAAGUGGUGGGGCGACAUUUCUCCUGUAUUGACGCCCUUCCCUCAAGCUUUGAGCAAGAAGCAGGAGGAACAGGUAGUAACACCUACCAGUCUACCGGAAGUUUAA
This is a messenger RNA of Fusarium verticillioides 7600, 1065 nucleotides long. Its product is annotated as dTDP-glucose 4,6-dehydratase. Lineage: Eukaryota; Fungi; Ascomycota; Sordariomycetes; Hypocreales; Nectriaceae. The coding region runs from base 1 to 1065 and encodes 354 amino acids. Gene Ontology annotation, molecular function: dTDP-glucose 4,6-dehydratase activity. The record is from RefSeq and is a predicted model, not a curated record. The transcript is spliced from 3 exons. Gene Ontology annotation, biological process: nucleotide-sugar metabolic process.